GCCAUUACCAAACCCCAACGACUACGCAAACGAGAGAAAAUUAAAAUAAAACAAAUUCACGCACUAAAAAAAUCUUCAAACAGAGUCAGCCAACAGAAGAAACAGACAAAGAAUGAAUAGUGUCUUCUCAGUAGACGAUUUCUCUGACCCGUUCUGGCUGUCUCCUCCUCCUCCUCCUCCUCCUCCGCCAUCAUCAACGGAUCCGAAGAUGAAUAGAAGCGAAUCGGAAUGGGCCUUUGAGAAUUUUCUUCAAGAAAUGGCUUCCGUACCGUCCUCCGCCAGCGAAACCCAGACCGCCGCUCCUUCGGUGCUUUCUCAAUCGUCGACGUCAUCGAUACCUCCUGACAAUGGCGAGGAUGAAGUUGUAGAGAUCACAAAACAUCCAAUUCACCACCACCACCACCAAAUUCCUAACCCACAUCCGCAACCGCUGGAUCGCAAUCUAACGGCACCGGUUGAUUCCGAGGAGUACCGUGCUCUUCUCAAGUCGAAGCUCGAGCUCGCUUGUGCUGCCGUGGCCAUGUCUAUGGAAACCAAUGCUGUAAAGCCGGAAGUUUUUUCUUCGUUACCUGAAGAUCAAAGGCUAGCUGCAAGAAAUAUGUCGUUGGGAACACAAUCUUUUCACAAUGGUACUGAUCAAGGCAUUUCAAUGGCACAAAUCGGGGCAAAUGGUGUAUCACUCGGCAUUCCAGCUUUACCUACUACACAGAGAAAAUCAGAUGGUGAAUCACUAGGCAUUCCAGCUUUACCUACGACACAGAGAAAACAAGAGGUUCAAGCCAGGCAAACAACCAGUGGAUCAUCGAGAGAAGACUCGGAUGAUGAUGACCUUGAAGGAGACACAGGAACCAAUGAAAAUAUGGAUCCUGCUGAUUUGAAGCGUGUGAGGAGGAUGCAGUCGAAUCGAGAGUCAGCUAGACGCUCUAGAAGAAGAAAACAAGCACAGCUGAAUGAACUUGAAACUCAGGUUGGUCAACUAAGGGAUGAACGCACUUCACUGCUAUCACGCUUCACUGAUGUAAAUCAAAAAUGUGAUGAUGCUGCUGUUGACAAUAGAAUUUUGAAGGCUGAUAUUGAAACAUUAAGGGCAAAGGUCAAGAUGGCCGAAGAACAAGUGAAACGAGUGACAGGUUUGAACCCAGUGCUUCUAGCAAGGUCUAGCAUGCCGAGCCCUGGGAUGCCAUUUGUUGGUGGCCAAGUGGAUGCUUCUACCAAUGUUGCUGUCCCAAUGCAAACAAACCCCCACCAAUUCUUUCACCAGCCAGUUCAAGGUAUUACCCCUGCUCCUCCACAUCUCCAAAGACUAAACAACAGCUUCCUAAACAGCACCUUAGUUCCGCUUGGCACAAAUCCACAAACUGACAAUGGAAACAGUAAUGAUGGUGGAAUGGCUGUCAUGCCUUCCAUGCAACUCACUGCUGAUGGGCAAAGUUUGCCUGCCAUGCCUUCCAUGCCUUCAAUGCCUUCUAUGCAACAGGUGCAGAAGCAGAUUGGUCCAACUGUUAGUCCUGCUGGGACCUUGCCUGCAUGUGACUCAGGACUUCCUCACGUGGUUGCCAAGGAUGUCAAAAAGAAAUGAAUCGGAUGCUUCUUCCAUUCUGGUUUUUGGAACCAGGGAUUGUAAAGUUCGUCUCUGGGUACAACUGUCGGUUCAUAUAAUUCUAUGACUUUCAACACAUACAGGGUCCUUCUUUUUAAUGGUUUAUAAAUAAGCCUUUUUAGCUGGUAGAUCAUCUUGACUUAUUUUUUUCAUGUAGACGUGGGUCGUGUUAAUGCAACCCAAGUUAUCAAUGGAAGGCUUGUGAUUAUCCCCAUUCAAGGUGCUGAUAUAAGAAGUUACAUUUUUCA
Messenger RNA from Populus euphratica (Euphrates poplar), 1848 nucleotides. Its product is annotated as light-inducible protein CPRF2-like. The coding region runs from base 113 to 1579 and encodes 488 amino acids. The transcript is spliced from 6 exons. Gene Ontology annotation, molecular function: DNA-binding transcription factor activity. The record is from RefSeq and is a predicted model, not a curated record. NCBI's taxonomy places the organism in Eukaryota, Viridiplantae, Streptophyta, Magnoliopsida, Malpighiales, Salicaceae. Gene Ontology annotation, biological process: regulation of DNA-templated transcription.